AUGAAACACUUAAAAAACCAGAAAAGCUCAAUAAAAAUGGAACGGGCAUCAGGGGCUUUGCCUGGUUCGCGCCACCGCUCUUGGAUGCAGUCCUUCCUCAGAACCACAGAGUCCUUUAAGACUCCAGGGUCGCGGGGGAACGAGUUUGAUAUGAAGUCGGAAGCCACGGGGAUUCAGUUCGGUAAUCUCAAAAAUCUGAAGGACGUUACACUCCAGCAGGGCGAGCAGAUAGUGUACGAUAUUCUCGGUGACAUUUUCGACAAGAAGAUGGGCAUCGCCACGGUAUCGGAGUCGGAGUGUUCGUUGGACGAGGAUAUAAAGGAAUCUCUGAGCAUGGAUCCGCGCCUGAAGCUGUGGUACACUACGCUACAGAAACGGGCCUCUGUUCAGGCGAAGAUCCAGCGGAAGCUUGGCCGCCGUCCCGACGAGAUGCUUAUUAACGUGGGCAGCACGGUAGCUCCCAGGGAUCGAGGUACCGUACAGCGGCUCCUUGACUUUGCCGGUCGCAUGAAUCCCACGGCUUUAUCUCGGAAGAAGCCCGGUGUUCUGACUGCCCAGCUAGACUCGCAGUGCCGACUUCUGCCAGAACUCCAUGAGACGCUGCCGCAGGCCGAACAGUGCGGGCACGUUGCGGUGGAGAUCAUCGGCCUGACCGACACCACCAAGCAGGAGAUUCUCGGCACGGCGCACCCACCGCCAGAGAAGCCCAGCCAGUGGAUAAAGUCACUCCAGCUGGAGAAGCGAAUUGAAAAGAAGAGCGACGACAUUAAACGAGUUCUGCCGUUUUUCCCAAGUGUGAGCAAGCUGGAGGUGGUGGGCGGCCACGUUAAGGAAAAGCUCAGCCAGAACAAUUCCAGUAAUAUCGAACGGAUGUCCUGCAAGUCUAUUUUCAGCGUGAGUGGCUCAUCGGAGAUCAUUCCGGAUGAGGAGAUAAAGGUCGAGCUGCCCCAAGAGCCAGUGCCAGCCCAGGAACAAUGGAAGCCACGUGCAGCCGUGAAGAUCAACGGUGUGCUGUACUUUAACUCUGGGAAACGAGUUAUUUUGCCGGAGAUUGCAAACGUCGUCUUCCAGUGCCAUCCGUACCAGAACGAGCUUAAGGAAGUGGCCCGCGUGGAGAACGUAGGCAGCCAGGUGCUCACCUGCGAGUGGGCCAUUGAUUGCAAGCGUUCCGGCAAGUGUGCCAACCAUUGCCAGAACUUCCUGAUGUCGCACGCCAACUUCACCGUGUUCCCGGGUGAGGAACAGGUCUGCCGUGUGCUGUUCCAUCCAACUAGCUGUAACCUGUUGAAGCAGCGCUAUGAACUCCGCAUCUUCCCCAAUGUAAUCGGCUCGGUACGGGGUGUCUUCUUGGCACGACUGACCGGACGCUGUGUUCCCGCACCGGAGUACACGAACAAGCUAAGGCGCCAUAAGGAAUUGAUUACGAACCGGUCCAAGAAGCUAAUGGCCGAUAAAGUGGUCAGGAUCCAGGCAUCUAUAGUUCCCCUUUUGCAGCCUGACGAAGUGGUGUGUCCCUAUGAACGAGUGCUCGACGAGCGGGAGGUGUUCAAUGCCGAGAAUCCCGGCUACAAGUGCGAACGGUUUGAUGAUCUGGAAACUCUGAAGGCGCUAUACCUAGAUUUGAAGAAGCCUAGAGAGCCCUCUUGGGAUCUGCGACUGGAGACAAUUCUCGAGGCGAUUCUUCGACUUUCGGACUCCAAUCAAAGGCGGCUGUACUACGAAAAGCUGAUCGAAGUCCAAGAGGAGCUGAAGCAAGGUGGUGGCAAAGGCUCGCUCACCCACUUUGGUCGUAGUGAUCAGAGGAUUCGAUCCAUGUUCAUCUAUGUUCGCGGAUGUAUCUGCAAUGGCAUCCAGGAGUGGGAGGAGAUGAUGGGCUCAAUGGAGCUGAGUGGCCUCAGGCUGGAGAUCAAUCGUUACCAAGCGAAACUGCAGGACAAGGAGAUCGAGUUGGAGGAGGUCUAUUACGAAGAUGAAGCAUCCGAGCCAAAGCCCUGGAUGCGGCAGCUGCGUAAGGAAAACCUCGUCCUCUAUCUCCUGAAAAAGCUGCGAUCGCGGAAAUCCUACAGGGAUAGCCUCUACAUGCAGACCUACUCGCACCUGUGUGACAUGGCCGAAAAUGUGGUCUCCGUUAUCGAGAGCACUCGGAACACUUGAACCAGUCCAAGAACAUUGAACUUAAUGUGUGCAGUUUGGCUAGAUAGUUAUAGUCUAAAUUUAAUGUGUCCGAAAAGCAGUAAGAAGUUGGAAAAGUCUCACUAA
This is a messenger RNA of Drosophila eugracilis, 2259 nucleotides long. RefSeq lists its product as uncharacterized. NCBI's taxonomy places the organism in Eukaryota, Metazoa, Arthropoda, Insecta, Diptera, Drosophilidae. The record is from RefSeq and is a predicted model, not a curated record. The transcript has a single exon. Bases 1 to 2154 code for a protein of 717 amino acids.